Molecule: messenger RNA, 2851 nt
Organism: Rhinolophus ferrumequinum (greater horseshoe bat)
Lineage: Eukaryota; Metazoa; Chordata; Mammalia; Chiroptera; Rhinolophidae
Gene: CHRM2
Product: cholinergic receptor muscarinic 2
Exons: 3
Coding region: 851-2251 (466 amino acids)
Biological process (GO): adenylate cyclase-activating adrenergic receptor signaling pathway; regulation of heart contraction
Cellular component (GO): plasma membrane
Molecular function (GO): G protein-coupled acetylcholine receptor activity
Source: RefSeq, a predicted model, not a curated record
UUCUAGUAGGUCAUGUCACUUUUAUAGCAAUCACGUACUUGCAGGAAUGGACUGGGCGGUGGUGGUGGUAACUGUAAAGGUUCUGAUGUAGAAAUUGCAGAUGGAGAGCGGGGCUCUUUGGUUGGACCUGGAGACGAGCAGAAAGGCGCCGGGAGAAGAAGCUGUCAUAUUUGCUCAGAAGAACCGCCAAAUCAGAGAGCAGGGAAGAUUUCAUUGGAGGAGCGCCUUCAACAGCAACUAAUCCUGUCAUAUCGCAAGAAAAUUGUAAAUGUUGUCUCCAGAAAUUGUCCGCCCACUGCAGUUAAUCGAACAUACACACGAACACAGACCCACUCUCCUGCUGUACCAAAGGCGCCGGGUGCAGAGACCCACUCCAGCGAGCUCACGCGCUCGCGCACACACGUACACACACACACUCACACAGGCACACGCACACACGCCAGCCUGCGGGUUGGCCAGAGCCUUGAAACCGCAGAUCCCAUUAGGAAAUAGCCACAGGCGCCGAAGUAGGUGUUGCUUCUACACUAUUUACUACUUUCCCAAGCACUUCGGUGAAGAGAUGUAUUCCAUCCAGCUCUCCAGUCAAUCCAGAUCUCUGUUCUGUUUUGCUCUUCAGAUUCAUCGUCUUGGUGAAAACCAGAUCAAGGGAGAAAGCAAGCCGGCAGCUGGCUUCGGACUCUGAGCGGUGCGCAGCUUGCACAGGGGCAGGUCAGCCCCGAACCCGCGAAGGGCUCCUCGUUCCUGCCAGCCUGCACCAAGGAAAUCGCAGCCCCAAGAGGCAGCUGGAACCAAACCAUCAGCAGGUUUAAAUGUUUAUCUGGCUCGUUGACUACUGAUUAGAGGACACACAAUGAAUAACUCAACAAACUCCUCUGACAAUGACCAGGCUCUGGCCAGUCCUUAUAAGACAUUUGAAGUGGUGUUUAUUGUGCUUGUGGCUGGAUCCCUCAGUUUGGUGACAAUUAUAGGGAACAUACUGGUCAUGGUCUCCAUUAAAGUCAACCGCCACCUGCAGACCGUCAACAAUUACUUCCUGUUCAGCUUGGCCUGCGCUGACCUCAUCAUCGGUGUUUUCUCCAUGAACUUGUACACCCUCUACACUGUGAUUGGCUACUGGCCUUUGGGCCCUGUGGUGUGCGACCUGUGGCUGGCACUGGACUAUGUGGUCAGCAAUGCCUCCGUGAUGAACCUGCUCAUCAUCAGCUUUGACAGGUACUUCUGUGUCACGAAACCACUCACCUACCCUGUCAAGCGGACCACCAAAAUGGCAGGUAUGAUGAUUGCCGCUGCCUGGGUCCUGUCCUUCAUCCUCUGGGCUCCGGCCAUUCUCUUCUGGCAGUUCAUUGUAGGGGUGAGAACCGUAAAGGAUGGGGAAUGCUACAUUCAGUUUUUUUCCAACGCUGCUGUCACCUUUGGUACAGCCAUUGCGGCCUUCUAUCUGCCCGUGAUCAUCAUGACUGUGUUAUACUGGCACAUAUCCCGCGCCAGCAAGAGCAGGAUAAAGAAGGACAAGAAGGAGCCUGCGGCCAACCAAGACCCAGUUUCUCCAAGUCUCGUACAAGGCAGGAUAGUGAAACCAAACAACAACAACAUGCCUGGCAGUGACGAUGGCCUGGAGCACAACAAAAUUCAGAAUGGCAAAGCCCCCCGAGAUGCCGUGACCGAAAACUGUGUCCAGGGGGAAGAGAAAGAGAGCUCCAAUGAUUCCACCUCAGUCAGUGCUGUUGCCUCAAAUCUGAGAGAUGAUGAAAUCACCCAGGAUGAAAACACAGUUUCCACUUCCCUGGACUAUUCCAAAGAUGAGAACUCUAAGCAAACAUACAUCAAAAUUAUCACCAAGACCCCAAAAGGUGAUUCCUGUACUCCGACGAACACCACGGUGGAGCUGAUUGGUUCUUCAGGGCAGAACGGAGAUGAAAAACAAAACAUUGUAGCUCGCAAGAUUGUGAAGAUGACUAAGCAGCCUGCAAAGAAGAAGCCUCCACCUUCCCGGGAAAAGAAAGUGACCAGGACGAUCUUGGCUAUUCUGUUGGCAUUCAUCAUCACGUGGGCCCCAUAUAAUGUCAUGGUGCUUAUCAACACCUUCUGUGCACCCUGCAUCCCCAACACCGUGUGGACAAUUGGUUACUGGCUUUGUUACAUCAACAGUACUAUUAACCCUGCCUGCUAUGCACUUUGCAAUGCCACCUUCAAGAAGACUUUUAAACACCUUCUCCUGUGUCAUUACAAGAACAUAGGCGCUACAAGGUAAAGCAUCUUUGGGAAGAAGGAAGGUGGUCAAGAGGAGCUUAAGAAGAAGAAAAGGGGCGAAAGAGCUAGUUUUAAAAAUCUCUGCCAUUGCACUUUAUAGUCUUAUUAUGGAUGUGCAAUUAAGGAGCCCAGCAGGGACACUUUCAUUGCGCCUAAGCUCCAGCUUGAGACGCUUGCACCUUAUAAACCCUGUCAAUGUAGGAGCAGUGAGACCAUGAAAGUGACACACUGAAAUUGUGGAUGGAAGGAAUGACCUACGUUUUCUCAUCGUCUCUUGAAGAAGGGCUUCUGAGUCUACCGUUUUAUCAGUCUCUGCACAAGAAGAAGAACCUCGCUCCUUUCUCCACCCCCUUUUUUUUGGUUCCCAUGUGUUUAUGUAAGGAUGAAAGGCCACAGUUACAAGCUAACACGGAGACUUAAACAUAAAGAGACAUUAUACAAUGGGGAAAUGAAGAAAGAAAAUCAAAACAGAUGUAGAAAUGGUCUCCAGAGUGUUCAGCAUAUAUUAUUCUUUUGUUAUGGUUUCACUAGGAGGAUUGCAAUGCUUUUUUUUUUUUUAACCUCUCCAUUUACCCACCAUCAAAAAAAGCAAACAGACAAA